Messenger RNA from Adineta steineri, 1263 nucleotides. NCBI's taxonomy places the organism in Eukaryota, Metazoa, Rotifera, Eurotatoria, Adinetida, Adinetidae. The record is from the annotation of a GenBank genome assembly.
AUGGGAAAAGAUGGUGGUUUUUUGACGCCAAAAGCAAUUGGUAAUAGAAUUAAAGCCAAAGGUCUACAAAAAUUACGAUGGUAUUGUCAAUCUUGUGAGAAACAAUGUCGUGAUGAGAAUGGAUUCAAAUGUCAUAUACAAAGUGAAUCCCAUCAACGGCAAUUAUUAUUAGUGGGUGAAAAUGCAGGCAAAUAUGUUUCUAAUUAUUCACAUGAAUUUCAUAGCGGCUUUUUCAGUACAUUACGUCGUUCAUUUGGCACAAAACGUGUUUUAGCUAAUACAGUUUAUUGUGAAUAUAUUAAAGAUCGGGAACAUGUUCAUAUGAAUGCUACUCGAUGGGUUGCUUUAGCAGGUUAUGUUCGUUGGCUUGGAAGCCAAGGACUUUGUGAAAUUGAAGAAACUGAACGAGGAUGGUAUGUAACAUUAAUUGAUAAAGAUGCUGAUUCAGUACGACGUGAAAUGGAUGCUGAAAAAAAAGAAAAAAUGAAUUUAAGUGAUGAACAACGACGACAACAAUUAAUAGCUGAACAAAUUAGAAGGGAUCAAGAAAGAGGUAUUCAACAUGCUGAACCAGUAUAUACUGAAUUUGUUCGCAAUGAUGAAGAAGAAAAAGUACAAGUUACAUUUAAUAAAGUUGUUGUUGAAGAAAAGAAAAAAAUUCUACCACCAUCCAUUCUAGUUACAAGUAGUAAAAAACGAACUGAUACAACGGAUGAAACUCCAGAAGAAGUUGUUGUUAAAAAGAAGUCGAGAUUUGAACCUAUUGAAGAAACUGUUACAACAACAACAACAACAACUACUUCUGUUUUUAAAAAACCAUUCCCACCAGCUGCAUUAAAACCAAAAAAAUCAGCACUUGAAGAAUUACGAGAAGCACAAGAAAAAAUGAAAGAACAAAAAAAUCGUAAAGAUUAUUGGUUACAUGAAGACAUCAUAGUCAAAAUAAUAACUUCAAAACUUGGUGAAAAAUGUUAUAAAAAGAAAGGUGUUAUUACUAAAGUUGAAAAUCGUUAUCAAGCUGUUGUUAAAAUGCUUGAUACAAAUGAUAAAAUACGUGUUGAUCAAGCACAUGUAGAAACUGUUAUUCCCGCUAUUGGAAAGAAUGUCUUGAUUGUAAAUGGCGCAUAUCGUGGCGAAGAAGCAACAUUAGAAGAUAUACAUCAAGAUACAUUUUCUGUGGAUGUGACUAUACUAACGGGUUCAAUGGUUGGUACUCGAUUCAAUAAUAUUGCAUAUGAAGAUGUUUCAAAAUUGGCCGAUUAA